Molecule: messenger RNA, 708 nt
Organism: Closterium sp. Yama58-4
Lineage: Eukaryota; Viridiplantae; Streptophyta; Zygnematophyceae; Desmidiales; Closteriaceae
Source: the annotation of a GenBank genome assembly
AUGGUCUCUUACAUUUUCAGGCUGGUUCUGCAAUCCAGCCAGGGUUCCGAUAGUCUAGACCGACCAAACAGCGACUCCGCGUCCUGGUUGAGGCGAUAUCUGAGCUGCUGGUCAGCAUACAGCACGGCUGGGUUGAAGUCUCACUCCGCGCUACGGCAAUCCCUAGUAGCGGGACAAAUACCCGCUCUUCACGAGUACCUCUUUUACCGUGCGACAACCAACGUCGCCUGGCCGGCAAUGCUCCUCGCGGCGACUCAGCACCACCUCCCCCCUCUCUCCGAUUCCUCCUUCCAAGCCCUCCUCCCUCUCAUCUUCACAGCAGCCGCUCUCACAGCACUCUCCGCCGAUUCCCUCCUCGUGACACGUGGCAAGCUCGCCACGUCAGCGUCCUUAUCCGCAGCGCAGCUGUUCGACGGGGAGACGAAUCUUCUCCUCCAGAACUCCCUCGCCGUCGCGUUCGCUGCGGUUGCUAGUCGGAUCGAGCUCGAGGCGGAGGAUCUGCCCGAAGGUGACGAACGCGCGGCGUUGCUGGGGUUCGUGCGCGUCGCGAAGAGCGCCGUUCACGGCGUCAUGGCGUGGUACGGCUGCGCGUGGCGAUUCCGAGCGCAGCCGGCUGCAAAGACGGCAAUCACUGAAGCCAACGCUGGUUCGGAUGAUGAAGAGGAUAAGAUAACCGUGGAGGGAUGCGGCGUAGAGUUAAUUAACGAC